GCUGGGUUUCUAUUCGUAAAUUCAUGUGAUACGCAUGAGCGUUAUUUUAUCGACCAAACUGGUGGGGGUACUAUCUAACUGUUACUAUCUUCGUUAGAUGGUAGUAGUGUACAACUUCUCGGACCUUAAAAAAAAUCCUAAUGUCAGUAGAAAAAAUAACAAUAAUGUAGCAGCCACGACUGGCAAAUGUUUUGAAUAUAAAUAAUCACAUCUCAAUAACAAAGUGAUACUUAGCAAUCCCUCCAAUUAGCCAAUCAGUAUUUCGACACUAACAAUCUUUCCUGCUAACUAAUAGCGUAAAUAAACGAAGCAAUAUGAUCAGUGGAUUUCAAUUAGCCUUGAAAAAUACUAUUGACGUGAUAGCACCUCCAGCAACGCCGAUUCAAGAUUUCACAUAUCACUGGAAACAGCUGAUGAACUAUUACGCAAGUCACCAGACAAACAGUAAACUACCGAUCGAGAGUACCUGCAUACCCCACCACCUGGAGCGUCUCCUUGAGAUCCUUCUCGAUGAGGAGAAGAUUGACGACAAUCCAGGUCCAUGUCUCGAGUACUUGCUGCAGCACAAGCUGCUGGAUUGGUUGACGACCCUGGCGACCGUGGAAACGCCACCGGGGAUGCGUCACGCCUGUCUCUACUUCAUGAGACGUUUGCUGGGACGAUCGAGAUUUCCCCUGCUGCACCAGGCUGCCGUUUACGGUCCCGUUCAACGAUUGAUAAGUAUCUGCAGUGGGAAGAUACCAUCGCCAAUCGAAACCGAGGAAAUUCACUUUUUGUUGACAAUUUGCUUUCUCGUUUGUCGUUACCCCCACGUCACGAACAUUGUGAGUGACUCAAAUGCGGUCAGGGUGGACACAGGGGCACACGCCAGUGCCAACGAAACGAAUGACAAGCAUUCCGUUACGUACGUUUCCUCGAAGAAACGAAAUAGCUUGAAUCCCCUGUUCGAACCGCUCAAUACCCUGGCCGUCACCCUGAUAAACCCGAAUCUAUUCACUUGCGAUCAGCAGAGACGAAAGUCAAUAGUCUCCGAACGUCACAAGCUGAUGGACGAAGGUGACAAGGGGAAGGAGGAACGAAAGCUCAAUGCAACAUCGAGCGAAUCAAAUUCUUCGAGAGAUACGGAGAAUGCCUCCGGGUGCUCCAGUCCAGUCUUGGGUAAACUGAGACGGGAUUUGGGGGCUGUUGAGGAUACCCAGCAUUGUCAGGGCUGUGGCAGGCUGGCCAAUAUUUAUGCUGAUAAUAUUCGGGAUUUAGAGGAGCUGCGAAUUUCUACCGAAUACUACAAUAGGGCGAACGAACCUGAUGAAUCCAACCAGAGUCUCACAAUGCCCUCUGUAGAGGAGGACUCCAGCAGUCUGCUCUUCGAUGCCUUAAUUAGUUACAUUAAUACUGCUGAUAACACAGUCAGAAUUCGAGCCUGCGAGGGAAUAAUGGUCCUGACAUCACUGGAGGACCCCUCAUUUGCUAGAACCAUGGCGAAGAGUGAUUUGCCAAGAGUAGUAACCAAUCGCCUGGAGUGCCUCUUCAAUUCAAUUCCCGCACACGUUGAUCCAGCAGAGCUAGACGAUAUCGAUGUCACCUGGGGUCUCGACUCACCCCUCUGGACAAAUGAGAAAAAAUUUCCUGGUUGUCGACAAGUGGCUGCCUAUUUCAUGUGGCUCGACUACUGCGAUCAAUUGAUCAAAGAAGCGCAUUCUGAUGUUGCUCAUGAACUUGCCAGAACAAUAAGACUAUUGUUCUUUGAGAAAGUCGUGACACCUGCAUUGUCAGAGCAUCACGUUGUCUUGAUAACAGCACUUAUUACAGAGACAUUGAAAAAAAUAACGUCACACUUGCUAAGCACAGAGAUGAACUACUGGCUCGUGGGUGAGCAAAGAGACCCAAUGAUUGCCGACGUGUGCCCCUCAUCGGUGGUGGAACGACUGAUCGAGAAUUGCUACACAGACAGCGAUGACUUAACCCUGGAAACGCUCAAGCUUUUGGAGGAAAUAAUGAAUAAACGAAAUGAGCACGUUCUUCACUGCAUGGUAUUGUCAUACCUCUCGUUGCGUGGAUACUAUGACAGCACAGCUGCUGACAGCGCUAUAGCUUCCUGGAGCGAUGAGGAAGAUGAACGUGAACGAGAGAAGAAGGGAGCACUGGAUUUUUCCACUGAGCAGAGUCACAGCAGGACAUUGGCUCCCAGUAAUAUUCACAGAAUGAUAAAUUGUUUCUUAUCACUCAUGCCGAGACAACUCCAGACAGACCCCGGGGAGGACAAUUAUGAACGUUACAUGGCAGACUGGGAGAAGCAAUAUCAACGAGCAAAAGUCGACUGCGCUCUAUUUGCCUGGCCUCUGGAGGCCGUUAGCAUCGAUGACACAGGCAGUUACGAUUCAAGACCCGAGGCAGAUCACUGUUCAUCACGUUUCUAUAUGGGGCCUUUCCUCACCAUGCUCUUGGAUAAAGUUUCAAACAUUCCAAAUCAAAAAUACGAGAUCAAUCUCCAGUUGACGGUUGUCGUGUCAAGGCUGGCACUAUUACCACAUCCGUACCUGCAUGAAUUUCUGUUGAAUCCACUGUUGCCAUUGGCACCUGGCACCAAGAGUCUCUUUACUUGUUUGCAGAAGAUUGUUAAAACUUUGGUAGGAGAGACCACCAAGUUACCCAAAUUCAAGGAGAGUCUCAGGGAGACGAGGAGGAAAUUGUUAGAAGAUUCGCCAGGACUAGUCACAGAGAAUAUUUUAUACGAGAGUGUAGUUAUAACUGAAGAAUUUUGUAAGGAACUCGCCGCAAUAGCUUACGUGAAGUAUCAACAUUCCAUGUGAAUAAGGAAAUAAGUCCAAUGCAACGCGUGUACCUUAAUAAGUGUAAAAUUUGUUAAAAUAGUCUAGAGUCAUGUACAAAUAAUAGAGAUCGUUCAAUUAUGUUCGGAAGAAGUGUUUACAAAGAUGCACAAUUGUACUUUUGCUCGAAUAAAAGAUUCAUUUUUAAUUUUCAGUCGUUUUCGGCAACAGAUUUCCCACUUUUAACUUCAAAAUAAUUCAUUAAAUAUGCAUAUUGUACUAUAUUGUAUUGUCAUACGGGGGAUUAUAUUUAUAAGUAUUAGAUAUUAAUAAAAAAGGAAAAUAAACUUUUUAUGAAUGUA
Molecule: messenger RNA, 3130 nt
Organism: Diachasmimorpha longicaudata
Lineage: Eukaryota; Metazoa; Arthropoda; Insecta; Hymenoptera; Braconidae
Product: FHF complex subunit HOOK interacting protein 2A-like
Exons: 6
Coding region: 315-2810 (831 amino acids)
Source: RefSeq, a predicted model, not a curated record